Messenger RNA from Syzygium oleosum, 1303 nucleotides. RefSeq names its product WAT1-related protein At4g30420. Gene Ontology annotation, molecular function: transmembrane transporter activity. NCBI's taxonomy places the organism in Eukaryota, Viridiplantae, Streptophyta, Magnoliopsida, Myrtales, Myrtaceae. The coding region runs from base 23 to 1159 and encodes 378 amino acids. The transcript has 7 exons. Gene Ontology annotation, cellular component: plasma membrane. The record is from RefSeq and is a predicted model, not a curated record.
UCAUUUGAGAAGCUAAAAAAGGAUGGGUGGUUUUGAUGAUUACAAGCCUGUCUUGGCCAUGUUUGGCCUGCAGUUUACUUAUGCAGGUCUUGCUCUGUUCGCUAGAGCUUCUCUUGUACAGGGGUUGAGCCCUAGAGUCUUUGUUGUGUAUAGACAAGCCGCAGCCACACUUUUCAUCUCCCCUGUUGCCUUCUUGUGGAGGAAGUCUCGUAGGACUUCGUUGGGAUUGAAGAGCUUCUCUUUGAUAUUCUUGGCAUCUCUCAUAGGGGUCGCAAUCAAUCAAAACAUUUACUUUGAGGGUAUGUACUUAGCCUCAUCAUCGAUGGCUAGUGCGACAGGCAAUCUUGUCCCUGCAAUUACAUUUCUGUUGGCGUCCGCUCUUGGAAUGGAGAAGGUUAAUGUAAGAAGUCUAAGAAGCAUUGCCAAAAUAUUGGGCACGGCAGUUUGCGUCUGUGGAGCGAUUGUUAUGGUGUUGCUCCAGGGACCAAAGCUUCUAAAUGCAGAGUUCCAUCUACUCGUGAGGUCUAUUUUUGCUUCUGAAGGCGACAAUUGGUUGCUGGGUUGCAUAUUUCUCAUUGGAAGCGCUUGUUGCUGGUCGAUUUGGCUGAUUCUGCAGGUCCCAAUGUCGGCAAGCCAUCCUGACCAUCUAUCUUUAUCAGCUUGGAUGUGUAUCAUAUCCACAAUUCAAUGUGCGGUCAUCACAUUAUUCCUAGAACAAGAUCCUGAAGCAUGGAAGCUCCAUUCCAAGCUUGGGAUAGCUUCAGUUUUGUAUGCUGGAAUUGUAGGAUCUGGAAUUUCUUUCUUCGUCCAGUCAUGGUGCAUUUCCCAAAGAGGCCCUCUCUUCUCCGCCAUGUUCAACCCUCUGGGCACUGUUAUAGUAACCAUUUUGGCUGCUAUAUUUCUGCACGAAGAAAUAUAUACCGGAAGCUUGGCAGGUGCAAUUGGGAUAGUAGCUGGUUUAUAUUUAGUGCUGUGGGGUAAAGCUAAAGACCUUGUUGAGAUCAAUGAAGAGACGGAGCCCAAGAUUCGAAUUGAUUGUGCUCACACCGUAAAACUAUCUGUUGAUGGGUUGUCACCGGAGAAGCUAUCAAGUAUUAAAUGUGAUUUGUCAGAACCUCUUUUAUCAGAUACAUCAGCUGACAAAACAAACCCCGUCUAGAUCGAUAAAUAAUGCGAAUUUUCUUUCUGUAUUUGAAUAGCACAGAGUGUGCUUCUUUUCAUUAUCCUUUAACAUUUAGGAUUCCAAAUGGUGUUUGUACCAACUAUUGAAAUGCCAGCAGGAGAAGGAAAAUCAUUUAGUAUA